AUGCUUGUAGACUUUCGUGGUAUAAAUUGUAUGUUGUGAUGGUAACCUUAUCAAUGUAUGUUCACCUCGCGAACAAACCAGUUGAUCGCGGUACUUUACUCGUAUUUUUCGUUGUAACGUUCGUAAUGUUCGAUUUGUAAUCUUAACUUUACCAGGAUUUUCGUGAUGACGAAUAAAUUUUGAAUAAUUUUUUUAAAAAAUAUAGUUACUCAAUUUUUUAGAAAUACAGUGAGAUAUUAAAUUACCUUCAUAGUGUGAUGAUGUUGCUGUGAUGAUUUCAUUAUUUGCUCAUUUUUAAUUUUUUUUUAAAAUCUAAUAAUUUUACUUUCUUGUUUAAAUAAGUGAACUUGUGUGAAUAAUACCUUCCUUGCUGUGUGUUUUUUUGUUGACAAUUUUAAUAUGAUGACUGAAACGAGUAUUUCUGCUCCUGGGAGGAGCCAUGGAUGGUCUAACCCAUUAACCAGACGUAAAACAAACUCGGAUGGAGAAAGUGGUGAAAGAUUGGCUCGUGUUUUAGGACUAUUGGACUUGACAUCUUUAGGAAUCGGAUCAACUCUCGGUUUGGGAGUUUAUGUUCUUGCGGGCAAAGUGGCUCUUUCUGAUGCCGGACCAGCCGUAACGAUUUCAUUUCUAAUAGCAGCCAUCGCUUCUGCCUUUGCCGGUUUGUGUUACGCGGAACUGGCGUCAAGAGUGCCCAAGGCAGGAUCUGCUUACGUAUAUUGCUACGUCACCAUUGGCGAGUUCGCUGCGUUUGUUAUAGGAUGGAAUUUAAUAUUAGAAUACGCUAUAGGGACAGCAGCAGUGGCCAAGGCGUACAGCGAUUAUGUGGAUUUUGCGAUCGGAGGUGCAAUUAAUAGCACAUUGACUAGUCUGUUUCCCAUCCAUGUUUCUUUUCUAGCACCUUUUCCUGAUUUUUUUGCGUUCAGUCUUGUGAUGUUGCUCACUGUGUUACUCGCUUGGGGUGUGAAAGAAUCGUCAAGUGUGAAUAACUUCUUCACUCUCAUCAAUAUUUUGACUGUAUUGACUGUCAUCAUCGCUGGAGCAUUUAAAGUCAACACGAGCUAUUGGUCAAUACCAAAAGAGACUUUAGAAGCUAACGGUGUCACAACCGGAGGUGAAGGUGGUUUUCUACCAUUUGGCUGGAAAGGAGUUUUCAAAGGAGCUGCGACAUGUUUCUUUGGAUACGUCGGUUUCGACGUGAUUGCUACUACAGGAGAGGAGGCGAAAAAUCCAAAACGUAAUAUUCCAUUGGCUCUCAUCAUCUCCUUGGUGAUCAUUUUCUUCGCGUAUUUUGGCGUUGCAACUGUUCUGACCAUGUUGGUUCCCUACUACAGUCAAGAUCCUCAAGCACCUUUAACUUUUGCUUUUCUUAAAGCAGAUCUACCUCUGAUAAAGAACAUCAUAUCUGUUGGAACUUUCUGCGCCUUGAGUGCCAGUUUACUCGGAGCUAUUUUCCCAUUACCGAGAAUCUUAUACGCGAUGGCAGAUGAUGGAUUACUUUUCAAAUGUUUUUCCGAUGUCAAUAAAUCGACAAAAACACCCCUCAAAGCCACACUAAUAUCGGGUAUAUUAACCGGAAUUUUCGCAGCUUUGUUCAAUUUGCAACAGUUGAUGGAUAUGAUGUCGAUAGGAACUUUGUUGGCGUACUCGAUCGUCGCUUUAUGUAUUCUCAUUCUGAGGUAUAAAGAAGAAGAAGACGUUUACAAGCCACCAAACUCGAUGUGCGAAAAUACCAGUCCAGAAUUACGAUCGUUGGUAAAAACUCUUUGGCACACUUACAAAAUUUCUUUCAACUUGAAUGGUAUUAAACGUCCUACAUCGUGUUCACAAAAAAUGACCCUAUGGUCGAUACUUUUUUUCACAAUUUUCAUCAUGUGUUUAUGCUACAUGACCGUCAACGAUGAUUACUUUUUGGACACAAGCAGUAUAUUAUUUUAUGCUUUGAUAGUUGCAUUCGCAGUUUUAUGCAUAGUAUGUUAUGUAAUUAUCAGUAGACAACCACAAAGUGAUUCGCCAGUCGCUUUCAAGGUUCCUUUGGUACCUUUGGUGCCAAUCUGCAGUAUAACCAUGAAUAUGUAUUUAAUGAUGAAUCUAGAUAUGAGCACUUGGGUUAGAUUUAUAAUCUGGUUGAUAAUAGGUUUCGUUAUUUAUAUUUUUUAUUCGAUAAAGCACAGCGUUGAAGGAAGAACGCAUAAUGCUAUACAAGGUGAAAAUCAAAUAUACUCGAACCAAACCGGCCAAAUUGCAGAUAUGACGCAGAUGUGAUUAUGUACCUACUUAAAAAUACCUAGCUAAGAUUAAAACGUGUUGUGAUUUCAUUUUUUAAAUAUGUACCUAAACUUAGGAAUGUACGUUGUAGUAUGUACAUUAGUGAUGUAUAUUGUAUGUUGAUUUUUGUAUGUUUUUGUAUUAUUUGUGUUUUUAUACGUAUACCUAUUAGCAUUAAGAAAGUCACGAUUUUUUUGAACUAGUCUACUUUUGUAAAAAAAAAAAAACAAAGAAAAAAAAUUACAAAAUACAUGUUCGUGUCCAGUAUAGAGAUUAAUACGUAUUGAUUUACCUUGCAUUUAUAUUUAGGAUAGGUCUAUAAUUUAUUUUGUUUUGUAAAAAUGUAACAACUAAUUAAAUAAUUAAAAAUGUUGAAACGAAAA
Molecule: messenger RNA, 2651 nt
Organism: Planococcus citri (citrus mealybug)
Lineage: Eukaryota; Metazoa; Arthropoda; Insecta; Hemiptera; Pseudococcidae
Product: cationic amino acid transporter 3-like
Exons: 14
Coding region: 400-2265 (621 amino acids)
Biological process (GO): L-arginine import across plasma membrane; L-ornithine transmembrane transport
Cellular component (GO): plasma membrane
Molecular function (GO): L-arginine transmembrane transporter activity; L-ornithine transmembrane transporter activity; L-lysine transmembrane transporter activity
Source: RefSeq, a predicted model, not a curated record